Molecule: messenger RNA, 2094 nt
Organism: Trichobilharzia szidati
Lineage: Eukaryota; Metazoa; Platyhelminthes; Trematoda; Strigeidida; Schistosomatidae
Source: the annotation of a GenBank genome assembly
AUGUAUUUUUAUAAUUUACACGGAAAACGUAUUAGUUUUGACGAAGCUGUUAAACUAAGAAGGUUGAAAAACUUUGAACACUAUAACCAAUCCCUGUCGAGAGCAUCAUCAUCUAAGUCAAGUACAGAUCAAUCUUGUAAAUCAAUCAAUACACGCUUGAAUUCACCAUGGGAAUUAGAAUUACAACGAUUUUUAAUUCAAGGUGGACGUAGAACAACUACACCAUUCCUUUGGCGUAAACCAAAACGGAUUGUACAAAGUGCUGGUUCACGUCUAUUACAAGAGUAUACGGCAAAAGAAAGACAGGCCAAUGAAGACACUGAAGUCAGAUCUGAUCUUGUAGCAGGUAGACGUUUUAUUAUCAACCAAGAAUGUGAUCAAGAAGAUGAUGGUGAUGGUGAUGAGUCCUUGAACAUUGAAUUCCACGCAGAUCAUUCUCACCCAUCUAGACGACGUGUAACCAGUACUGAUUGGGGUACACUUCGAAGAAGAUCCCAGAGAAAGAAAGAAAGUUAUUCUGGAAUUAAUAAUGAUCCAAUACAGUACACACUCAGCAGUCGUAUGAAUGACAUUCAAAUAAGCAAGAAAGAUGUGAUAGGACAGAGUGAUCAAGCAAGGCAGGAUGACGCUUCUUUACGUUCUGCACCAACUGUUUCAUCACCGACAUCAUCUCUAUCAAGGCUAUCCUCUUGUGACAACCUCAGUCAUACUGAUGAAUAUUUAGAUGACACAGAUUCAUCGGAUAAAUUAAAACGACAUCUAGGGAAGAAAAUUCCUCCUAUAAAAGCUCUAAAGCGCAUACUCAUUGCUGGUCUCCUGUUACGUGCAACACUGAACCUUAUCAGACCAAUACAAGAAUUGAAAGAUGCUAAAUUACGUAGUAAAAAUGCACAAACUUUUGUUGACUUACAAAAAGAUAUUGAAGAUAGGUUGAGCUCUGAACAACUUGGAUUCAAUAAAUAUGAUUAUAAGAUUAACCGAGAAAAACAUCUAACACAUGAUGCUGUAAAAAUACUCACCAUUCCGAGUAGUUAUCGUACGGAAUCAAUGUUACAUACAGCAUUAGUCGCUGUGACAGCAACUGUUGAAGCCUUCAGUGAAUUCCCCAUAGCUAUGCAAAAUGCAAUUAUACGGAAUGCAUGGUAUGAAAAGUAUGAAGCUAGACGAAUGAUAAUUCGACAAGGUCAACCGCCAUUAAAUUUCUAUUUUAUUGUUUCAGGUACAGUUGUUGUAAGUGUAUCCAGAAAGAAUAAACAAACAGGAGAACCUUUUGAAGAGACUGUAUCCAUUUUAAAGGCUGGACAAAGUUUUGGAGAAUUGGCUUUAAUUUAUCGUAGUAAUAGAAGUGCAACAAUCAUAUGUAAAACAUCAGUAGAAUUAUUGGUUAUGUCACAAGAUGAAUUUAAUAAAAUAUUUUUACAGAGUUCACAUGAUAAAGAAGCUGAGCACAUUUCAUUUUUACGUACAAUCUCAUUUAUACCAUGUCAAGUAAUUGAUCAGUUGUCUUCAGCUGAUGGUUCAGUUUUAUUAUUCACGUAUUUUCGACGUAAUAUGACAAUAUGUUUGGAUAGUAAUCAAAGCAAUUGGAUCUACAUUGUUAAAACAGGCCAGUGUCGUAUUCUUAAAGAUAUUGAAUUAAAGGCUAAAUGCGGAAAGUCAACUAGUGGUAAGGGAGGUAGACCAGAAACUCGUGUUCAGUAUUAUUUCAAAUCAAAUGAAAUUAGGAGUAAAAGGUUGAAGAGCACCACUACUCAAAGUUCACGCAAACAAUCAAAUAGCAAAGAUAAUAAGAUAUUCAUUGAAUUGAAAAUAUUGGAGCCGAAUAGUGUUUUCGGACUGGAAUCCAUUGUCUUUGAACCAUUCGGUGGGACAACUUCAGUUUCGUUGGUCUCAGAUGGUGCAGAAUGUGUAGCGAUAAGUAAAAAAUUUUUUAUUCAACAUUGUCCAACAAAUUUUUUGAAUUGGUUAAGAUCUAAGGUUCAACCAUUUCCUAAAGUUGAAGAAUUAGAAUCAAAGUUAAGCAUUUAUCGUGAAUGGAAAGUUUAUCGAAAUCGUCUACUGGAAGAAAGUACUCGUCAAUUGCAUGAUGUGUAA